This is a messenger RNA of Hirsutella rhossiliensis, 780 nucleotides long. RefSeq lists its product as uncharacterized. The record is from RefSeq and is a predicted model, not a curated record. Lineage: Eukaryota; Fungi; Ascomycota; Sordariomycetes; Hypocreales; Ophiocordycipitaceae. Bases 1 to 780 code for a protein of 259 amino acids. The transcript is spliced from 2 exons.
AUGACAACAAAGAAAGAGAAGAUUCGGAGCAUUGCAAAGAAGCUAAUUGAGCUGGACUAUGACGAGGCUGUGGAAGCCGUCAAGAAGGUGGAGGCGCAUUUGGCGGCCAAAAUGAUCCAGGUCCGGUAUGACGAAACGAUGUUCUGGAAUAUCAUCAAGAAGGCUGCGGCUCGUCUCGACCCGACGACACUGCCGACACCAAAAGGAGUUUUGGACGAGUUCAGCAGGGAAGAGAAAGCUGCCACUGAGAAAUUUAUCAAGGAGGCCGGACAGGGACCAAGUCAAGGCUCCACUCAAGCGCUGUCAAGCGACGAGCUGGGCGUCCCACUCGACAUCAAAGGAUUGAAGAGUGGGAGCAGAAACAAGUCAGUCUUCGUCAGCCUUCUCGCCAAAGAUGAAGCGUUUCUUUGGGUUUGUUCUGUCACCACCAUGAACAAAGAUGAUCGCCUGGGCGUCUUCGUGGGGCACCUCCGGCAUUCGGAAGGCUUCGACACCACGUGGGGGAUCAAAGGACCAAGAGAAAACCUGUGGUUGGAUUAUUCGAAAGUCACCGGACUGCUGAAUCAGAUGCGUGUAUCGCAACAGGGUGGUGAUGCAAACGUGCGCCUUCAUUGGGAGCUCUGUGAUGUUGAGGGAAGGUCAGAGCCCACUUGGACGGUCUCCGCUUGGGCUCUCAAGACGAUUCGACCAUUCGAAGAAUUCGUCCGUUGUGCAGAACAGGAAGCGCAGUUCCGCUUGCAUCAAGAUCCAGCUUGCGCGAGGAAAGGGUUCCUCAGAUGA